GUUUGAGAGAGUUCAUGGUUGUGUGUUUGCGUGUUACAGAGCUCCUGUGUGUGAGUGUAAAUGUGUGUGUGUGUGUAAGUGUGUGUAUGUGCCUGCUGAGUCUCUGCUGCUGAUGGCUAUCUCACGGAGAGCUCUAUUGAUUUGACAGAGUCUACAGGUUGCUAUGUCCCAUCUAGAGUUUCACACCGGUAAAUCGACGGAAAACGAGGGGAGACAUGAAAUGCUGAAGGACGACGGUUGGGAGGUCGAGCACGACUCAGCCUUGCUGGGUCGAAAUACAAGGUGUGCCAUGCUGCAGUCAGUGUCCAUCUCUCACCUGAUAACACUAUUGGCCCUGCUGGUCCAGGGGCUCUCUGGGGCAUCUACCCAGGAGGCCCCUGCCAGUCCCCCACCCAUGGGUGACUCCAGCUGGGCCCUAGGUCUGCGCCUGUACCAGACCCUCCGCUCCGAGUCCGGGGCCCUCAACACCCUCUUCUCCCCACUGCUCCUGGCCUCCUCCCUGGGGGCUUUGGGUAGAGGGGCUGGGGGUACCACCGCCAAGCAGCUCCAUGACCUCCUCCAGACACCCACUUUCUCCAAGAAACCUGGCCAGGCUGGGGAGCUGGCAGGGGGGCUGCAGUCUCUCAGUGAGGCUAAUGGCACCAGCUUCAGACUGCACAGCUCUUCUGCUGUGUUCUCCAAGCAGGGGCCACAGCUGAGUGAGGGUUUGAUGAAGGAGAGUAAGGGAAAGUUUGGGCUGAAACAUCAGACCCUGGGCCAGGGGGAUUCCAAGAGGGACCUGAAACAGUUCCAUGCCUGGGCGAAGGAGAGCAUGGGUGGGGUGGAAGGAGCUCCGUUGAGGGGUGAGAUCCAGACAAAGACUGGAGCUCUGGUCGUGGCCAACGCCCUGCAUUUUAAAGGAUUGUGGGAAAGAGAGUUUAAUGAGGACACCUCAGAUCUUCGCACCUUCCUGGGAGCCAAGUACACCAAGGUGCCCAUGAUGCACAGAGCGGGUAGACCACUUUUUCAUGCGUCACUUUUUCAGCUCUGCAUUGUUUUUUUCUCUCCACAUACUCACCCUCCCACUCCUCACCGUCACUACGAGGAUGUGGAGAACAUGGUGCAGGUGCUGGAGCUGGGGCUGUGGGGGGGUGGGGCCAGCGUGGUGCUGCUGAUGCCCUUCCACGUGGAGAGCCUGGCCCGCCUGGACAAGCUGCUCAGCCUGGACCUGCUGGCCAAGUGGCUGAACCACACCUCCUCCACCAGCGUGGCCAUAUCCCUGCCCAGGGCCAACCUCAGCAGCACUCUAAGCCUACAGAAGCAGCUGUCAGCACUGGGCCUGACCGAUGCCUGCGACCAGAAGACUGCUGAUUUUUCCGGGGCCUUUGGGAAGAACCAGGGAAAUCUCCACCUGGGGGGAGUCCUACACUGGGCCUCCCUGGAGCUGGGCUCCGAGGCUGGGCAGGGGGCGGCGGAGCUGGGGGACGAGAUUGUGGAGAAGAAGCCCAAGGUGUUCUACGCGGACCACUCCUUCGUUGUCCUGGUGAGGGACAACAGCACUGGGGUCCUGCUGCUGCUGGGGGCUGUGGACCUGGUGGAGGGGGAGGCCCUCCAUGACGAGCUGUAGACCCACCCAGACCCAACAUUGCCUGGCCCCUCCGACACCAUCUCAAUCACACGCACGGGAAUGCACGCUACACAUGCGCACACGCUCUCCCUCACACACACACACACACACACACACACACACACACACACACUCUCCCUCACAUGCACACACACACACACUCUCCCUCACACACUCACACACAGGAUUUCAAAAUAACCCAGCAACUAAGAUUUUUGUACUUUACGCACACACACUCUCUUUCCCUCACACGCACGCACUCACUUAGUCACACACACUUGUUCCACUGUAACAGACUGCUUUGUGUUUUGUAAGCUGAGACUGGCCCAGAGAGACUUGGCUAUGCCAUUCAUUCUGACACAGUAUCAGACUGAGGCUGGCUGUCACAUAGCAUCACUGACACUCAGGACUCUGACACGUCGUGACUCAGACACACUGACACUUGUGGCACACACGAGUGGAAACACUAGAGAAUUACCAUAUUUGAAAGAUCUUUUAAGACAAAAACUUGCACGCACACACACGCUCGUCCAAACACGCAUACAGGCCGUGACAGAUUGGACCUCAGAGGACUGGCAGUGGUGAGAGAGUCAACAGUGACAAACUGAAAAACAGGAGCACACUAACAAACACGCUGACAAAGACCUGGCGCUGACUGACUUUCAACAACACGGCCGCUCGCCGGACGGAGACUCACCGAGUCCUUCCAGGAGACAGAUUGACGACCCAGCGGGGGGGUGUGUUGGUAUGCGUGGCAGUCACAUCAAGGGUGCCCCCGUUGACGGUACACAGCCAGAUAAGCUGGCAGGGGGGUCGCAGCGUUCCCCCGGGUGGCAUCUUGGGGAGAGCGAUCACUCAGCCGAGUGGUUAUUGAUGGGCCAGCUUAAUGCUAAUGGCGCUAAUGACUCAGAAUGGCUGUCAACAACGUGGAGGUGACGGCCAACCUUUCAAUCUCUUAAUUCCAUCAGGGAUCAAUGGAGGCCCUGGCUGCCUUGUCGCCCUCUGCUAAUACGCUGUAACCAAUUGUGUCCGUCGCCUUGAAUGCGCUUGAUUUGAUGGUUAUUACGGCCAUCAUCUGUGUUAUUGAUUCAAUAUGGGCUUUUCAUAUGGCCCUGUGGUGCAUUAGAGAACGAGAGAGGCGAGGGAAGUGAGUGAACGCAGUCAGCUAAACGCUGCCAUCGACUGUGGUGCAAGAUGUUGAGUUUUAUACCCUAAUACAUUACCGCGGUGGGUUGGAAGAAAUCAUUUUGUUUGUCGAACGCGUCAACAAGAGUUAUUUCUUUUUCAGUGUUAAUAAAAUAUGGUCUUAUUUCAAGACGGUAUUGCCUUUUUCAAUCUCUUUUAUAUUUCAAUUACCUAC
Hypomesus transpacificus is the source of this 2966-nucleotide messenger RNA. It is a transcript of the gene serpinh2, whose product is annotated as serine (or cysteine) peptidase inhibitor, clade H, member 2. Gene Ontology annotation, cellular component: endoplasmic reticulum. Gene Ontology annotation, biological process: collagen fibril organization; negative regulation of endopeptidase activity. The record is from RefSeq and is a predicted model, not a curated record. Bases 164 to 1606 code for a protein of 480 amino acids. NCBI's taxonomy places the organism in Eukaryota, Metazoa, Chordata, Actinopteri, Osmeriformes, Osmeridae. The transcript is spliced from 5 exons. Gene Ontology annotation, molecular function: serine-type endopeptidase inhibitor activity.